This is a messenger RNA of Cantharellus anzutake, 931 nucleotides long. RefSeq lists its product as uncharacterized. NCBI's taxonomy places the organism in Eukaryota, Fungi, Basidiomycota, Agaricomycetes, Cantharellales, Hydnaceae. The transcript has 5 exons. The coding region runs from base 130 to 894 and encodes 254 amino acids. Gene Ontology annotation, molecular function: guanyl-nucleotide exchange factor activity. Gene Ontology annotation, biological process: small GTPase-mediated signal transduction. The record is from RefSeq and is a predicted model, not a curated record.
AGUAUUUCAUUCUCUCGUCAACCUAAACUUUCUACAGACCCGCUUGACGUUGAAGUUUUACUAGCCACAUAUCCGGCAUUCACCACCAGUCCUGAUUUGCUGGGAGAGCUCAAGAGGAUUUAUGAGCGAAUGCCUCCGGGUCACGAUGUUGGUAUGGAAGUUCGAAGACGAAUCCUGCACGUCAUGCGUCAGUGGGUAUCUGGCGAGUUUUGGGAUCCCAUCCUGGGUUCCGAGCUGCAGAACUUUCUGUACAACCAACAAGCCGUGGACCUCGGCCUGCGAGUGAACGAGGAUGUCGCCUUUAUGUUCCGGAAGUUGAGCGAGCCAUUACAUCCGAACGAUGAUCAACUCGAUGGAAGCAGCCUGUUCAACUUCGGGAGUGGAGUACCGCCCCCAAGCGGUAGCAGAAAAGGGUUUUUCAAUCGCACCGCCUCACGGACCCUUUCUCAUGGAUCCCUACUGAAGAUGAAAAGACAUGACUUAAUCGAAAUUGCGCGUGUAUUGGAGGCAAUGGAGGAGGAACAUCGCGCUCGACUUAACAUUCCCCGGAUUACAAAAUGGUUGUUGUGGAAACGUGGGCCUGGGUUACACUCUAAUCGACCUUUCUCUCCCAUGUCCGAUAAUCUAGCGAAAUGGGUUAUCGGUUCAUGCUUACAGGGGGACAUCACCCAGAGAGCUAACUCCUUCAAAAUGAUCCUCGACAUCGCUGAGAAUUGUAGAGAAAACGGGAACUUGGCGUCAAUGGAAGAUAUUUUAUUCGGCCUAAAAGCCAUCAGUGCAUUGAAAUGGACGAAGCGCCUGGCAGGGGAUGCUGACGACAGGAUCGCCAGGCUGAUGCAAUCUUUGAACCCCAGACUUCCUCAUCGAUUGUACCCACUAAGUAGGUGCAACUGACUCUGAGAUAGGGCGACACAUCAAUAAUGCUUGUCGU